AUGUGCACCGUGAAUUCACCCGUACGCUCAACUGCGUCGACAUGUAGCUCACUGGAAGAAGCAAUGAGGCAAUCUCUUUUUUCAACUGACCCGCUCGAUAGACCAACCUCAAGAAGACACGAAACCCGAGCAUCGGUCGUAUCCGGACGAACAGGAAAGAUUCCUAGACUACUUUGGCGAUGCAGCCUGUCGGCACGCAGCUUGUUGUCACGUGAUCGAGGCGGUGAUUGCUCGACCGAGAACAAAAGCAGAGCCCGGCGGAACACCUUGGGUUCUCUCUUUUCAACAUCACCAAGGUCGUCCACAUCAACAACCACAGAGACUCGACCUUCACAUCAACGCACCACAGCUACGACGACACAAUUAAGCACGGUUUUUUUGCACGGCAACAGUGAAGACCUGCAGCUAUUUCGUGAAGAAGCAGAGUACUCGGAUUAUUUAUCUGCUCAUGUGACUGGGCAGCACUUUGAACGACGUCGGGAUGGCAUUAUAUUUUACGAGAUUGAAGCACAUUUAAGCAAGCAACAGUGGUGCGUCGUGCGUCGUUUCUCUGACUUUCGUGCACUUCGACAGCAACUCAUUAAGCACUUUAGUCGAAGCAAACGUCGUCGUGAACCACGUUGUGCAAUUUGUGAAAAUGAGCUGGCUUCCAUUAUAGAGACCAGCUUCCCCUCGCGCCAUGUCUGGGUCUCACGCCUUUUCUCCAGUACAUCGGGAGGUACACUAGAGGAUGAAAUUGUCGAAGAUCGAAAAACGCGUUUUCAAGAGUUUGUUGCCAUGUGUCUGCUAACGAUUAGAAGUCUUCGCCAACACAUGCGUGUACUUCCAGAUAGCACCACUUGCGAGAUCAGUGUGGCCUUGCAAAUGAUGGAGGAGUUUUUGGGCUUAAGUUUUACGAGAUACUUGGGGUUUCUUGGCGAACGUGGCAUUGUCGAUCAAAUGUCAGAGACUACAAGACAAAGCCUUUCAUUACGACGACGUCAAAGUGAAAGAAUAGCAUCCAGCAUUUAUUCAACCUGCUAG
This is a messenger RNA of Peronospora belbahrii, 1023 nucleotides long. The record is from the annotation of a GenBank genome assembly. NCBI's taxonomy places the organism in Eukaryota, Oomycota, Peronosporomycetes, Peronosporales, Peronosporaceae.